ACUCGGGACACCAAACGGAGUAGACGCUGCUCCAGAUCUUGGGCUAGAGGAGGAGUGUUAGCAACAGCACACGCCUGCUGCGAUUGCUAGCUCUAAUAGUGCGUGCAGUCACAUUCUAACCUUGCACCCGUGCUGAUCCCGAUACCACGCGAGAACACCCGGUGCACACCUUUUUUGUUCUAAACGAUAUCUGUAACCUGUUGUGCAGCGACGUUUGUGUUUUUUUGUAUUACGUGUUUUUUUAAUGUGUUAGUAAGUGUUUCUCGACCAGUUCGCAAUUGGUAUAAACCGAGGAGCUUACACAGAUCAACAUGGGUAAAAUCGAAUGGGCCCCAUUAAAUGUGCCCAUGCGGCGACGACUCGAGACUCUAUCCACUGCCCUGUGGAUGUGGUUAAUAUUAUUCGGUGAAUUGGGAAUGCUCAUAUCGUACUUCGUCCUUCUGAUUUGGGGUAACCUAUUUAUUAAAACUCUAUGUGUCAUCUACGGAUAUUUCAUCUAUACGGAUCGAAAGAUCACAGUGAACGGUGGCCGAGGACAGGGAGUAAAAUGGUGGCGAGAUCUGUUCUGGUGGAAGCUCUACCAGAGCUACUUCCCGGCGAAGCUGCACAAGACGGUCGAUCUUGAUCCUAACCGGAACUAUUUAUUUGCCGCCUUUCCGCACGGCGUUCUAGGGUUGGGGGCUUUCAUCAAUUUCGCAACCAAUGCAACCGGCUUCCAUGAAAAGUUUCCCAAAAUUCGUUCCCGUCCAGUGACGUUGAACUUCCACUUCGUAAUACCCUUCUUCCGGGAGAUAUUGCUAAGUUGGGGCCUGGUGUCCGCAAACCCGAACAGCAUUCUGAGCCUGCUGAAGGCAUCGAACAAACCGGACCACCCGUUAAAUGAUGAUGGCUUUACCUCAAACGCAGUGACAAUUGUUGUGGGUGGUGCCGCCGAAUCCUUGCACUGCCGUCCGAACAACUACACGCUAGUCUUGCGCAAGCGGAAGGGAUUCUGUAAGCUCGCGAUUAAGGCCGGUACGCCGAUCGUGCCAGUCAUGACGUUCGGCGAGGUAGAUCUGUUCGACCAGCCACCGAACCCACCCGGUUCGAAGCUGCGCCGGUUCCAAGAGUUCGUCAAAAAUACGACCGGUAUCGCACCGGCCGCGUUCGUGGGACGUGGGUUCUUCCAGUACAGUUACGGGUUGAUUCCUCGUCGGAAGCCCCUGAAUACAGUCGUCGGUGCUCCUGUGGAGGUGUCGCAGAUAGACGACCCUACGAACGAGCAGGUAAACGAGGUGCACGAACGAUUCUGCCGCGAGUUGGAGAAUUUGUUCGAAACUAACAAAUCACGCUUCAUUGCUGAUCACAAGAACGUCAAGCUUGUGCUGGAGUAAAACUAAAAAGCAGACAAAAACAAGGUUUCCAUUGGAUCUUACACAACGUAAUGUGUAUGCCAGCUACUGUAUGGGAUACUGCGAGAGACAGAAACACACUAUCACGAUCCUGCGCUGCAACAUCUUACGUAGGGCGCUCGUGAAUAUUGUUCUUUAAUGGCCAACACAUAGGACGAUCCCACCAGCGAGCUGAGCUCGUUUGCCAUUCGGAAAGCAAGGAUUGAGACUGCAAGACAAAACCGUAACUCUUCGAUACCUAAGAACCAAUCUGGCACACAGUUUGUGGUGAUAUUGCUGUCCAGGUUUGGGAGUCAAUUACUAGCGCAUAAGGAAACACUAGGCGAACUGGGUGUGUUAGCAUUUAAAUCCUUUAGGCUUAAUUGUAUCCUUUAUUGGGGUGUUUUUUUUUUGUUAUUUGUUUCCGUUUUGGGAUGUAUUUUUGGGUGAAAAAAGGGGUUUUCUUCGUUUUUUUUUCUAAGCAUGAAUAGGAUAGCAUACUAAACGAACUGGUGACAAAUGUAUCCACUUUAGUCUGUUUUCCCCCAUUAUUGCCAAAUUAGUAGUUGUAUGUGACGGUAAAGAAGGAAUGAUUGUGAAAAUAAAUUUGAAUGUGAAUCAUAA
Anopheles moucheti is the source of this 1994-nucleotide messenger RNA. Its product is annotated as 2-acylglycerol O-acyltransferase 2-like. The transcript has 6 exons. Lineage: Eukaryota; Metazoa; Arthropoda; Insecta; Diptera; Culicidae. The coding region runs from base 312 to 1373 and encodes 353 amino acids. Gene Ontology annotation, cellular component: endoplasmic reticulum membrane. The record is from RefSeq and is a predicted model, not a curated record. Gene Ontology annotation, biological process: triglyceride biosynthetic process. Gene Ontology annotation, molecular function: diacylglycerol O-acyltransferase activity.